GACGACGCGGUGCUCGGCGUGGGCGCGCCGACCGGCGCCGGCUCGGUGCUGUCCGUGGACCGCUUCACCGUGUUCCAGACGGCCGAGCCCGUGUCGGUGCGCGCCUCCUACGGCCCCUUCUCCACCAAGCAGACCGUGCCGGCGAGGUACAUCGUGCCCGACCCCGUGGAGCAGCUGCCCGGACCCUCUCAGGACACGCCGCUGAACAUCUCCCAGCUGGGCGUGGCCCGCCACCUGGACAUGUCGGCGCACAUGGUGCGUGCCGACGUGGCCCGCGACCAGCCCGUGCUGCGCGUGCUGUUCCACACGGGCGGCGAGCCGGCGGCAAGGCAGCAGCACGCCGCGCGCCAGCAGCGCGUCUGCAUCGUGCUGCACGUGAGCGUGCCCGGCAAGGCGCCGCUCACCGCGGCCUGCAGCCCCGACGGCGAGGACGGCGUGUGCCUGGCGCAGGUGACCAUCCCGCACACCUGGUGGCCGCCGCUGCCUCCACGCAAGUCGCCGCCGCGCAAGGCGCCGCCGCGCGUCGUGCAGCUGGCCCACUCGGUGCUGGAGCCGCGCGGCUCGGAGCCCGGCUGCGUGCCGCGGGUGCAGAUCCAGCCCGUGACCCCGCUCGGCACCGCCACCCUGGUGCCCGCCAAGUCCGCCUACCGCGAGUUGCGCGCCGACGAGCGCCUCACCAUCCUGCUGCCGCACGCGCCGCUCUACCCGCUGUCCAGGAUGCACCUGCCCGUCUUCCUGCAGCCCAGGCCCCUCCAGCCGCGCGUCGCCGUGCUCAUCGUCAAGGCGCGCGCGAGGCCGGGGCUGCGGAUCCUGGGCGCGGAGGCCAGCUCGGACGAGUGGUGCGUGAGCGUGGACAUCAACCCCAAGCACACCGUGGCCACCGUGACGGCGCUGCGCCGCCUGCCCGAGGGCACCACCGAAGUGCACUACCAGGACGACCCCAUCGACCCCAAGAGGACCCUGCCUGGAGUGUCCGAGGUGUUCUCCUGGCUGCUGGAGGUGGCCGAGGACUCGACCGAGCUGUGGGAGGACGCCCGCAUCGUGUGGAGCGUGCGCUACGUGCUGGAGGGCGGCUCGCAGAUCCAGGACGGCGUGGAGCAGGAGGGCAGCCCGAACCUCAUGGAGGUGCCUGAGAUGCCUGACGCGGACCCGGCGGACGCCGAGCACGCCGUCGAGGACACGGAGCUGCCGCAGGCUGACGGCCAGCCGCACCAGGGCCACCACCACCAGGGCCACCACGCCCACCACGGCGAGCGCCACCAGGUGCACGGCGAGCUGGUCGAGGAGACGCGCCGCAAGCUGGUGGCGCGCUUCCAGGUGCAGAAGGACGACAUCCAGGCCGUGCUGCCCAUCAGCAAGAACUGGCAGGUGGUGAACACGGCCGUGCUGACGGGCCGCCAGGUCUCGCAGGCCAUGAAGGUGUUCAUCGUGAGCCAGGCGGGCCGCGUCGCCGACGUGACGCUGCAGUCCUCGUGCAAGACGGAGGACGACAGCGUGCUCAAGGUGUCGUCGUCCUGCACCUCGGUGUACGUGGACGGCUCCGAGAUCCGCGGCUCCAGCAACGGCACGGUGCAGGUCAAGUAUGGCACGUACACGGGCAUGGCGCGCUUCACCGUCUGGAUGCCCCAGUUCCCGCUCGAGGUGGCCGUGCAGGACUACCGCCUGUCGCAGAUCAAGGGCUGGCGCGUGCCGGACCAGGACGCCAACCCGGCCAAGUCGAAGCGGUCCGCGGGCAACGGCGAUGACGUGGACGGCUGGGACCACUCGGCCGCCGCGGCCGCCGCCGGCAUGGUGGUGGAGGACGUGCUGCAGCACAACAGCCUGGAGCACGAGCGGCAGUCGGCGUGCCGCGCGCGCUUCCAGCAGAGCCCCGUGGAGGUGUACGCGCGCUUCAAGGCCGAGGACCACGACUCGGGGCGCGAGAGCUACUUCGUGUCGCGGCGCACCCUGCUGCUCGUCACGGACCUGGUGCAGGGCUACAUGCGCGUGUCCGACCCCCGCAUCGCCACGCUGUACGGGCGCGUGGUGCAGGGCCGCAGCAGCGGCCGCACCGAGGUGCAGGUGCUGUCGCCCAUCACGGGCCGCGUCAUCGGCGCCAAGGAGGUGCGCGUCGUGACCGACAAGGUGAGCGUGAGCCGCAUGCUGGUGCGCGUCGUCUCGGGGCUGCAGCUGUCCAUCACGGCCGACUCGUCCACGGAGAACGGCUACGUGGCCGAGACCUCCGUCACGCGCAAGCUCACCGCGCAGUACCAGGAGGGGCUGCUGGACAUCGACAUCGAGUUCUCGGACGGCACGCGCACGCCGCUGCGGGAGGUGGCCGUGCCCGACUACCACCUCAUGGUGGAGAGCCUGGCCCCCGACAUCGUGGCCUUCGCGCCCAUGAUGGCCUCCCCGCACCCCAGGGUGAUCGCCGUGCGCCAGGGCCGCGGCGACCUGCUCAAGGUGACGCUGCUGCCCUCCGAGGUGUGCCGCGCCGUGAUGCGCCGCUCCAAGCCCAAGUCCAUCACCAGCCACGUCCCGCUGGCCGUGGCCACGGCGCAGGUGGAGGUCAACUUCGCCGCCAGCGACGUCGCGCAGCGGCCCGAGUUCGUGCAGAACGACGGCGGCGGCAUGGCGGGCUCCAGCAGCAAGGACAGGAAGGGCGGUCGCGACCUCGCCCCCGACCUGCACGACAUCCUCAUCGGCAUCCCCCUCAAGGACGAGAACAACCACGAGCCCACGGUGCAGGCGCGCCAGCACCACUCGUCGGGCAGCAGCGGCGGCUCCCUGGGCGGCAUCCUGGGCGGCAUCGGGCACACGGCGGUGAUCGCGGCGCCGGGGGGCGCGCGCCACCACGGCAACAUGCACACCACGCCGCUGGAGAUCGGCAUGUACGUGCUGCUGGCCGCCUUCUGCUUCGCCAUCGUCGUCUUCGUCGUGUCGUGCGUGGUGUACGCCUCCAAGUUCAGCCCUCAGCAGCUCGACCCCAUGGCGCCGCUGGGCCAGCCCGGCCAGCCCGGCAUCCCCGGCGCGGGCCUGGGCUCGGUGCUGGGCCGCGGGCCGCCGGGCCUCAGCAUGUCGGGCAUGGGGCUGGGCAUGGGCAUGGGCAUGGGCGUGUCGAUGCUCAAGCGCCACCAGCCCAGGGACUCCACCACCAACGUGCACGACUGGGUGUGGCUGGGCAGGGCCACCAUGGAGCGCGGCGUGGGCGCGCCGCAGCACGUGGCCCCCACCACCAACUCCAGCGCGCGCUCCGGCCCGCCGCUCAACAUCAACAACAACCCGCAGGUGAUGAACAUCACCACCAACCCCAACUACGCCGACCCCUCCGACGUGACCGAGGAGAUGGAGCUGGCCAUCGCGGAGUGCCUGAGCAAGCCGGAAGUGGUGGUGAUCGCCGAGCCGGUCGCCUCGCCCCGCAUCGACAGCGCCACCUACUGCAAGAAGGACAAGGACAAGGGCCACGGCGGCCACGGCGCGCGCGACAAGGACAGAGACAGGCGCGGCGAGAAGCGGCACCACCACCAUCGCUCGCACAAGGCCUCGCAAGAAGCCAACGCCGACAGCUGGAAACUGACUCCGCCUCCACCGCCACUUCCAGCGCAUGGCUCAUCGCCCGAGAGACGAGCUCCUAUUCCAGUCGAGGAUCCAGAUUACAAGCCUCCAGUUCCACCACACCGGAAUAUCCCUCAGCUGAACGACGAGGAGCCGGCGCCCAUCCAGCCUCGUCGACACCACCACCACCACCACAACCGCAAUAACAUCAACAACCAAUGCAAUAAAGGCGGCCCAAAAGACCAGGGGAGGCACUCCACAGAAGAGGAAGAUGAAGAGGACGAUCUUCCAGAUCCCACUUUUGUAGAGUUUCCUGAAACAUCUCCCGGUCCAUCUCAGCUUCAGGGAGUGAGUGCUGAAGUGAAGAGGGCCAACAUUGUUGGGAACCCUAUGUUCUCGUCGACGGAAGAGGAAGAUGAGGAAGAUGACGAUGAAGAUGAGGGUGAGGUGCAAAGGGUACGGGAGGAGUUGCUCGGUCUCGACGACCUCAACAUGGACUAUGACCAAAUAAUGGAAUACUUUGACAACCUUAAGGAGUCUAAUGCCUAGACCUAUUCCUAGUUUCAGAAAUAAUUUCUGUUGUGUUGGCAAUAUGUCAUGGUGGUAAGCCUCAGCCUAUUCUAGUCAUGUGUACAAUUCCAUAGCAGGGAGUUAACUUUCAACAUGUUAGGUCCUUGUUAAGAGGAGCCAAUCAUAAAAUAUUGUACGCUUUUCACUAUGAGUUUUAAUGUGAGUGAGCUGUUGCUAUUGUUAGUCAAAGCACAAAAGUCUCUUUAUGUUUGUUCAAACAUUGCUAUGUAUUAUAAUAUAAGCUUUAUGUGGUUUUAUUCUUGUAUAAUGCAUUCUGUAGGCUUUAUUUAUGGACACCAUGAGAAAAAAAAAGCACCGACAGUAUGAUCUCUCUGUCUUUAGUAGGGAGAACUCCUCAGGACCUUCUGGUACCAUUAUUUCUCCUAUGGUACUUUGUACAUUUUUUCCGUGAGGGCAUGUGAUGCUCGUUUUUGCCUGUGUAGUGAUAAAUUGUGAAUUUGGCUUUAGUGAAUCACAUUGCAGGCAAAAUUCUUUUCUAUUUCUUGGGAGUUUCUCACUGCUGAUUUUCAGAACAAAAAAUUCUGGCUAUAUGAAUGAAAGGCAUUUUACCAUUAGAUCAUAAUUUUAAUGGGCUAUAUUUCUUUUCUUUUUUUUCUCUUUUUGUUACUGUGUUGUUAAUGUUUUACUGUCAUAUAAUUUAUUUAUCCAUUGGCAUGAAAAGAAUAGCAUUUGAUUUGCUGUUGGUGCGGAAAAUUUACUACCUUCCAUAGUCUUAGUUCAUGUUCUGGGUUUUCCCUGUAUCUUCCCAUAGUUUGUCCUUGUCGUCAUGUUGUGCUUCCUGCAAGUUUUGUUGUUCUCUGAGGGAGAACUCAUUUGAAAAGCAGGAUACAAGAUAUUUCUGUGUUAAGUUACCAUUUCAUUCAGUAUUCAUCCAACAGAGAGAAUGUUACAGUUUUCAUUCCUGAGAUAUUUAUAUUUAUAGUUCUAUGAGAUCUUAAUGUUUUAUUGUACUAUGAUAUUAAUUUUAUUAUUUUAUCCUAUAUUUAUUGCUCUGGUUACGUUUUUUUUGUUUGUUUAGCUCACAUGUUUCUUUACACUUAAUUUUUUAAAUUAUUUUUUGUAUCCUAGAUUGCAAUAUGAAAACGAAAUACUCAAAUUACCAACACCACCUUUGAAAAGAUACAAACUACCCCACAUUGAAGAUCUCUAUCCAUAUCAGUAAAACAGUUUUUGACACUGGCUGUUACUUUAAAACUGCUUGUCUUUGUUAUGUGGUGCUUCAAUCUAGUUACAAGAAUGAAAUUUCGAACUGCUUAAUGAAUUAGAAUUAGAGAUGUUCAUAGUAGCGUGUAUUGUCACAAACUCCUGAUCCUAUCAGUACGUUAAGUAUGCUGUUAUUUAUAAUUCUAGUCCCUGAAUCAAGGCAUACCUACCAUUAAAUAAGCGCAGCUGGCUUGAAUCGGAUUGUACAUGUAUGAUAUAUGCUAUGUUGUAUAUACUUACAGGUUUUUUUUGUGGUUGUUUAUUUUAGUGCAGAGCUGCGUAAAAU
Thrips palmi is the source of this 5614-nucleotide messenger RNA. It is a transcript of the gene dtn, whose product is annotated as transmembrane protein 132E. NCBI's taxonomy places the organism in Eukaryota, Metazoa, Arthropoda, Insecta, Thysanoptera, Thripidae. The annotation marks the transcript as partial. The record is from RefSeq and is a predicted model, not a curated record. The transcript is spliced from 14 exons.